AUGGCCAUUGCUGUCGACAGCGACGCAACCAUGUCCACCACCGAUUUCACUCGCCCUAGAAUCAGAGCCCGUUCUGCUGGCUAUAUUAUCAGUGAUAAGCGAUCAAACUGCCUGGGAUCGGUUCGAAAGCAACUACGGGAAUGUCUGUCGAAAAACGAGUCACUUUCGCGGGUUCUCGUCGCCGUUUUGCUGCUAUACUUUCUAGAUGGCUACAUAGAUUGUACAGAGCAGUCGGCAUCUACGACAAGUCACCAGGUCGGAGUGCGUGCUAUCGUGGAGCAGUUAGGCGGGUUCAGUGCGCUACUCGAUGAGAGUGAAAAGGAGAUUCCACACAUGUUGCUAUCAGAGUUCGCGUCAACGGAUCUUACCCGAGCUUUACUUGAUGAUCGACCUCCAUGUUUCCCCGCAAGUAUUUGGCUCGAUAUAGAGCGUGGCCCCGUUUGGUGGGAGAAACAGACAUACGGGAUCACUCUAGCAGCCGUGUUCCGCACCAUGGCACAGCUAGCGUUCUAUCGACACUCAAUACUGAAUGGGGAUGAGGAACUUGAUAUCGAAAAGGUCCGAGAUUUUGAGAGAUGCCUUCAACCAUCCUUCCAAGUCUUGAAUCUAGAUCAUUUUGACUGUCCGGAGGAGGAUACUGUUUCCCGGGGCGAACUCGAACGAGUGAACCAGACAAUCACGUUCACCAGGGCAUUCCAACAUAGCGCAUUGAUAUAUCUAUACCGGGCAGUCUGUGGACUUCCUCCGAGACAUCAUCUGGUCCAGCAACAUGUUAACUUCUGCAUGGGCUGUAUCAACGCCAUCAGCAGCUCCUCCAAGGCACAUAAUUGUCUCAUCUUUCCUGUCUACGUUGUCGGUGCUCAUUCCUUCACUGCAGAUCAUCAAACGGAUAUCCUUGGUAAGAUUGACUGCAUCUAUCGUACGAUUCGGUUCAGUUCUCUGUUGAGUAUCCGUGCUGCCUUGGAAGAUCUCUGGAAAUCUGAGAAGCAGGAUGGCACAUGGGCAGACUUGUUUACUUCUUUGGGGAGGGAUGUUCUAGUAUUAUAG
Penicillium cataractarum is the source of this 1047-nucleotide messenger RNA. Its product is annotated as Zn(II)2Cys6 transcription factor. Lineage: Eukaryota; Fungi; Ascomycota; Eurotiomycetes; Eurotiales; Aspergillaceae. The record is from RefSeq and is a predicted model, not a curated record. The transcript has 2 exons. Gene Ontology annotation, biological process: positive regulation of transcription by RNA polymerase II. Bases 1 to 1047 code for a protein of 348 amino acids. Gene Ontology annotation, molecular function: DNA-binding transcription factor activity; transcription cis-regulatory region binding. Gene Ontology annotation, cellular component: nucleus.